Messenger RNA from Oryza sativa Japonica Group (Japanese rice), 3031 nucleotides. The record is from RefSeq and is a predicted model, not a curated record. Lineage: Eukaryota; Viridiplantae; Streptophyta; Magnoliopsida; Poales; Poaceae.
UACUACUUAUCACAUCAGUCACCUUCAAUUUAAAUUUUUACACAUUCUACCCUCACCACACUCUUACUUCCAUUUAAAGAACGGGCAAUAUAGUUUUUACUUCUCAAAUCUUAAUUUGUAUUAAACAAUCUAAAAAGAUAAGUAUUGUGGGACGGAGGAAGUAAUACUUAAUAUAUUAAUAUAUUAUUGCUGGUAAGGUUCUGAAAAUUGAUGACAAACUGGCGAGUCAUAUUGACAAGAUUUAGAACACAUAAGCACCUGCUAAGUAUGGAUCGAUGCUUAAUCAAGCACAGAUAUUAUAAACACCCAUCCUUUUAUCUUACGUGAUGGGAUAAAAUGGUUAGUUUUUAUUUUUAGUUGUAUUGGACAUGGCCCUAUUAUAAACGACCCUUACCAAGCAGGUAAGGUAGUCGGUACAUGGAAAACUGGCCAGGAUACUUUAAAUACAUCCUCCGUAUUUCAAAUUCAAAUUUUACUUUGACACGGACAUAAAACCUAUACUCGAUGUGUGAAACGAUCUCAUCCAGGGACUCUGGGGCUGUUUGGUUGCUACCCUGAGCAAAACUAGUCUGGCCUGGAUCUAGCCUGAGUUCGAUUACCUCCUAUUUGGUUGCCACCCUGAGUCUGUUUUCCUCUUGCCUGGCCUGAGCAAACACGUAAUGUCAUUAGCCUGAACCAGGCGACCAAAAUCGGUCGCCUGAGCUCCAGGCGCAGUAUCGCUAAGAAAAAACGGGCGGCGGCGUCGCGCGAAGACCCCCACCGCCACCAUUUUUGCCUCCGACGCCGGCGUGUGAGUCAUCACCAACAUGCUAAACCCACCGCUACGUAAAGCAUCUCGCCCCCUGCCGCUGGGCUAAGCCCUCGAUGCUGUCGUCUCAAAGGAUUUCACGCACGAAGCAGUCCGGCCGCCUUGCUAGAUCUGCAGCCUCGAGAAGAUGCCACCAUGGCUGCUAGCAUUUGAUUCGUUGAUAGCAGGAGUGGCAAACCAAACAAGGAAAGCAUCAGGCGGCCUGGCCAGAUAUGAACAAAAUCUACCUGGUGUGGAUAUCUUUGUAUGCACUGCGGAUCCACAAUCAGAGCCACCAAGCCUUGUCAUCUCUACCAUCCUAUCAGUUAUGGCAUACAAUUACCCAUCAGAAAAAAUAAGUGUGUACCUUUCCGAUGAUGGAGGUUCAAUUCUUACUUUCUAUGCUUUAUGGGAGGCCUCCAUAUUUGCAAAGAAAUGGCUACCAUUCUGCAAAAGAUAUAACAUUGAGCCAAGGUCACCAGCUGCUUACUUCUCAGAGUCAAAAGUGCAUCACAAUCUGUGCAUCCCAAAAGAAUGGGCACUGAUCAAGAACCUGUAUGAAGAAAUGAGAGAGAGAAUUGAUACAGCUACCAUGUCAGGAAAAAUUCCUGAAGAAAUGAAGCUAAAGCAUAAAGGAUUUGAUGAAUGGAACUCAGAUUUUACUUUGAAAAAUCACCAGCCAAUUGUUCAGAUUCUGAUAGAUGGGAAAAACCGAAAUGCAAUUGAUGAUGAUAGAAAUGUGCUACCAACAAUGGUAUACGUGGCGCGCGAGAAGAGGCCUCAGUACCACCAUAACUUCAAAGCUGGGGCAUUGAACGCUUUGAUAAGGGUAUCAUCAGUGAUAAGUGACAGCCCUGUUAUCUUGAACGUGGACUGUGAUAUGUAUUCCAACAAUAGUGAUUCAAUCAGAGAUGCGUUAUGCUUCUUCCUCGAUGAAGAAAUGGGCCAGAAAAUUGGAUUUGUGCAGUACCCUCAGAUCUUCAACAAUAUGACCCAAAAUGAUAUAUAUGGAAACUCUUUCAAUGUUAGCUAUCAUGUGGAGAUGUGUGGUUUAGACAGUGUUGGUGGUUGUCUCUACAUUGGCACAGGAUGCUUCCACAGAAGAGAGAUCCUUUGUGGUAGGAUAUUCAGCAAAGACUACAAGGAAAACUGGAACAGAGGAAUAAAGGAAAGAGGAAAAGAGAACAUAAAUGAGAUUGAGGAGAAGGCAACAUCUUUAGUAACUUGCACUUAUGAGCAUAGGACACAGUGGGGUAAUGACAUUGGAGUGAAAUACGGUUUCCCGGCAGAGGAUAUCAUUACUGGAUUGGCAAUACAUUGCAGAGGAUGGGAGUCAGCCUUCAUAAAUCCUAAAAGAGCAGCAUUUUUGGGUUUAGCCCCAUCAACACUUGCCCAGAAUAUACUGCAACAUAAGAGAUGGAGUGAGGGUAAUCUCACAAUUUUUCUUUCGAAGUACUGCUCCUUCUUGUUUGGACAUGGAAAAAUCAAGUUACAACUACAGAUGGGCUACUGCAUAUGUGGAUUAUGGGCAGCCAACUCACUGCCUACACUCUAUUAUGUUGUGAUUCCAUCACUAGGUCUUGUUAAGGGCACCCCCCUAUUCCCACAGAUUAUGAGUCCAUGGGCUACACCCUUCAUAUAUGUAUUUUGUGUGAAGACCCUCUACGGUCUUUAUGAGGCAUUAUUAUCUGGGGAUACAUUGAAAGGAUGGUGGAAUGGACAAAGGAUGUGGAUGGUGAAAAGCAUUACCUCAUAUCUAUAUGGCUUCAUUGACACCAUCCGAAAAUGUGUAGGAAUGUCAAAGAUGUCAUUUGAAGUUACAGCAAAGGUAAGCGGUCACGAUGAAGCAAAGAGGUAUGAGCAAGAAAUCCUAGAAUUUGGGUCAUCGUCUCCUGAAUAUGUGAUCAUCGCAACCGUCGCAUUACUGAACUUCGUCUGCCUAGUUGGAGGGUUAAGUCAAAUAAUGGCAGGUGUCUGGAAUAUGCCAUGGAAUGUGUUUUUACCCCAGGCCAUCCUCUGUGGAAUGAUAGUAAUCAUUAAUAUGCCAAUUUAUGAGGCAAUGUUCCUAAGAAAGGACAAUGGGAGAAUACCAACAGCAGUCACACUAGCUUCAAUUGGCUUUGUAAUGUUGGCAUUCCUAGUACCAAUAGUUUGAGGUCCCUAAAAUGGGAUUUGAUGCCUUAUAAAACAUUGGGUGUUUCUGAUGAUGAUCAUGAAAAUAAAUUGCAUUGCCAUUUCAUGAAA